UUUCGCCGUGUAGACUGUGGUACUGAGUACUGAUAAUAAAAAAAAGUACCAAAAAGUUGAGCUUUCUGUUGGCUUUUUGGUUGUGAAUCGACAGCAUCAACGAUGGGAUUAGGUUUCGUAGUCGGGAUCUUUGGAGUCCUGUUCCUCUUCCACGCGGCUUAUUCCACGAUUCAGUAUAGGGGGCUGUUGAAGAUUAUGGAGGAGGAGUUUUCUGAUCCACCGAUGAACGUGGUUUUAGAGUUGCUUCUAGGGUUUGUUUUCUGUGUUUCAGCUUCCCUAACUGUGCCCGGGAAUUUUAUCUCCAUACAUCCUGAUUCUGAGGAGAAUAGGAUUGUUUCUUUACCGUCAAGCUUGGACUUCACGAUCUUCAACCACAGAGCCAAAGCACUUCCUUUUGAAGUUGACAUGAAGCUGAAGCAUUAAGAUUGAAGAAGCUUCCUGGUGCUUCUAUUAAGGAGACUACAAGUCUGUUGUACUUUAGAGUCUGAACCUAUUGUUGGUUGUUUUCUGAUAUGGUAGUGCUUUUAACCAUUCACCUCUAGCUAAACUUUGGAUGCUGGCUAUCUUUUUUUCCCAUUUUGUUUUGCCUGACAUGUCAUUAAACCUAGAUUUCAGUUCGAAUAAUUAUCAGGGCUUGUAACAGGCCAGCAAUUCAAUAUAUUAUUAUUUAAAUUUCA
Molecule: messenger RNA, 677 nt
Organism: Hibiscus syriacus
Lineage: Eukaryota; Viridiplantae; Streptophyta; Magnoliopsida; Malvales; Malvaceae
Product: membrane magnesium transporter-like
Exons: 4
Coding region: 103-423 (106 amino acids)
Cellular component (GO): EMC complex; early endosome; plasma membrane
Source: RefSeq, a predicted model, not a curated record